Cuscuta epithymum is the source of this 1382-nucleotide messenger RNA. The record is from the annotation of a GenBank genome assembly. NCBI's taxonomy places the organism in Eukaryota, Viridiplantae, Streptophyta, Magnoliopsida, Solanales, Convolvulaceae.
ACCUCAUCCCUUCUUCUUGUUUCAAUUUUAGGCAAGGGAGGCCGAGGUAAUAGCUUCUACCAUAGUUUGGGAUGAGAACAUAAAAAGGAGUAUAUAUGUAGGUGUGAAGAUGAGUUGGUAAGAAAGAAAUGGUAAGGUCUCUGUCUCCAUAGUUGGUAGUUCCGCAUGUGCUCUGCCAUCGCACAAACUCAGCUUUUUGUGCUCAAUAAUCCCACCGCCCAACCUUUUCCCUGUCAUUCUUUUGUCAUUUAAGUCCCCUCCUUCCUACAUAUAACUGCUCGCUUAAGCUAAGCUAGUGUUUUAUUAUCAGCUAUAUUAGCUGCAUGCCCGUUUUCUGAUCAAGUCAAAAACAGGCCGGCCGGUGAUCAGAUCAAACAAGAACCCAAAUUAAACAGGAAAGGAAGGGGUAAAGCUAAGGCACAAACAAAAGCAGAGGAGCAAAAGAUGGCAGAUGAAGAAGAGCCUCCGGCCUCCCCUUUUGUGCUCUACGUGGAUUUGCAUUGUUUGGGAUGCGCUAAAAAGAUCGAAAGAUCCAUUGUCAAAAUCAGAGGGGUUGAAGGUGUAGUGAUAAAUAUGUCAACAAACCAAGUGACAAUAAAAGGAGCAGUGGAGCCUAACGCAAUUUGUACCAAGAUUACCAAUAUAACAAAGAGAGGUGCCAAGUUACUCUCACCUUUACCAGCUGCUGAGGGCGAACCUACGCCAGAAGUAGUUUCUUCUCAGGUGAAUGGAUUGAAAAAGGUAGAGCUUACAGUCAACAUGCAUUGCAAAGCUUGUGCGCAACAACUUAAAAGAAAGAUACUCAAAAUGAAAGGAGUGAGAAAAGUGGAAACAGAAGUAGACUCCGGUAAAGUGACGGUGAUGGGGACGAUGGACGCCGAAAUGCUAGUGGAAAAUGUCUAUCGGGGAACUAAAAAGCAAGCAAAGAUCGUCCCUCAGAUUGAACCAAACCAGAAGGAGAAUAAAGAAGAGAAAGAGAAGCCGGCGGACAAGCCCACCAAGCCCGAUGAUGAGAAAACUGAAGGUGGAAGUCCGCCGCCGCAAGAGGAGGAGGAGGAGAUUUCGAAGAAUCAGCCGGUGACAAUAGCGGAAGAAGAGAACGCAAGCGAAGGGAAGAAGAUGAUGAACUAUUACCAACCCCUUUACAACAUUGAGAGAAUUCUACCGGCGCCGCACAUCUUUUCCGACGAAAACCCCCACGCGUGUUGCAUUUCAUGACAGUAAUUUACAGUUUCCGCACAUGUAUGUAUAUUAAUUGAAUUAAUAAUGCGAUUUAUUAUUGUACAACUUCCCUAGCUUCAUUAAUCAAUAACGCCUUCAUUACUUUUUAAAAUGUUGCAAAUCAACUCCACGGGUGUGGUAUCUCUCAUAGUUAGUUAAAU